ACGGGUGAUGUUUCGCAACAUAGUUAGAGGUGCUAGAGUCUCUUUUUCAAUAUGGUGAUGCCAAUACAAGUGACUACAUCGUUUCAUCUCGUUUUAACGUAUGGUUGUGACUUGAAGGCGCUAACCGCUAUACAUGUAUGAAAGUAAAUAGGAUAUCUUCGUGUUAUCGUAUUUUUGCAAUAAUGAUGUUGAAAUAACAGAUUUUUGGAUAGCUGUUAGAAGAAUGACUAAUGCAAAUGGCGAAAAAUGUUUCAAGGAUUUAACAGAACUUGCUUUUCGUGCUCUUUCUUUACCUAUCAGCAAUGCAGUCGUGGAACGUGUUUUCAGUAUAAUGGCAGUGAUCAAAUCAAAAUUAAGAAAUCGUUUAACAAUGCCUAUGCUAGUUGCUCAGCUUAUGCGCAUUCGCAUACACCUGAAUGUUCUUGGACUUUGUUGCAAAAAUUAUUGUCCAACACCGUAUAUGUUACAAUUAUUUAAUACUCAUAACAUGUAUAAUACAGAUUCAGUAGAUUCAUUGUAUAAACAAACAGAAUCUUCCGACGAUGAUUGCGGUUUGUUAGAAUCAUUAACUCUUAUAGAGUUAGCUGAGUCAAUAGAUUCAUAAAAUAUUCAAAGUAAAAGAUUAAUAAAUAAGAAAAUCU
Messenger RNA from Wasmannia auropunctata (little fire ant), 641 nucleotides. RefSeq lists its product as uncharacterized. Bases 224 to 604 code for a protein of 126 amino acids. The transcript has a single exon. Gene Ontology annotation, molecular function: protein dimerization activity. NCBI's taxonomy places the organism in Eukaryota, Metazoa, Arthropoda, Insecta, Hymenoptera, Formicidae. The record is from RefSeq and is a predicted model, not a curated record.